Vitis riparia (riverbank grape) is the source of this 2748-nucleotide messenger RNA. RefSeq lists its product as uncharacterized. The record is from RefSeq and is a predicted model, not a curated record. The coding region runs from base 610 to 2427 and encodes 605 amino acids. NCBI's taxonomy places the organism in Eukaryota, Viridiplantae, Streptophyta, Magnoliopsida, Vitales, Vitaceae. The transcript has 10 exons.
AUACUGUGAAUUUGGAAAGCACGCGGACGGGGGAAGAGAUGUACAAUGGUGGAAUCUGACCUAAUUCAGAGAAUCUCCAGAAUUUGAAUUGGGUUUUUUUUUUUGUGGAAUUGGAAGACAUUGAUGGAGGGAGCAAUUCAUCUCAAUAUCGCAUUUGCAUUCAAUAAAUUUUGAUUUUCUGUUGAAAUUUCUCACACUUUUUGUUGGGUUGGGAGGUGUGAUUUGUGGGUUUGGAUCAAAGGUUGGGUUUUGGAUUUGGAUUUGGGGGAGUUUUCAGACUUCUGGGUUUUGAUUUGGUUUUCGUCUGUAAUCGUUUUCAUACUUUUUGUUUAGUUUUUUCCACAGAUGAUGUUGGGUUUUCGCGAUUGAAUUGCGUGUUGGCUUAGAUCGAAUGUUUGUUUUUCCUUUUUCAGAAAAUUUGGCUAGUGGUUCUGCUUUUAUGGAUUGAUUUGUACCAGUUUUGGAAAAGAAUUGUGGGUUUGGUAAAGGAGGAGGGAUUGAUUGGGGGAGUUGUUGAGGCGUUCUCCAAUUGGGGUCUGCAGAAAAACUUGUGGGUUUGUGAAUGUGAGGGUUUUCUUUGGAGAUGAAAGGCGAAGCGGCAGAAGUACAAUGACUGGAGGGUUGUUGGGUUUACGUAGUGGAAGUUAUGGGUCUCUGCAACAUCUUCAAAAUGGUGCGUUUCAUCCUCAGCCUCAAUUUGUUGGGCGCAAACCUUCAAAGAUGUUACCUUCUGGUUCUAGGGAAAAGGAAAGGCUUCUUCCCUAUCUUUUCAGAUUUUUGAGUCGCAGAAGGGUUGGAAUGCUUAUUUUGGUUGGCUUUGCCUUUUUGGUAUUCUUAUCAGGUUUCUCAACUGUCAGUAAAGAUGAUGCACCGGAAAGCAAUAGUGUGAGCAUUACCCAGCAUAUCCAUCACAUAAAUCCUUAUGACAAUGGGGAAUCUGAUCAAGAUCUCCCAUUUUUUUUGCCGAGGAUAGAAGUCAAGCAUAAGGAUAAUGUUGAUUAUAUACCAAGCACUGUGACAGAAAGUGGAGAAAAUAAUGCCCACCGUCCUCCCCUUCCUCCUAGCACUUCUGCUGUUGCAGCUGUUAUAGGGUAUACCCCUCCAUUGCACCAUCCAUGUGAAAAUUUUGCAUUUCCUCCACCUCCUCCACCAGAUAGGAAACGGAUUGGACCACGCCCAUGUCCAGUGUGUUACAUUCCAGUGGAGCAGGCUAUUGCUAGCAUCCCAAGCUCCUCAUCCCCAUCACCUCUGCUUAAACAGUUAAAUUAUGUUCAUGAGGAAAACCCAAUUAAAACUGAACCACAUGGAGGCUCUGAAUUUGGUGGAUAUCCUUCACUAAAACAGAGGAAUGAUUCCUUUGAUAUAAAAGAGUCGAUGACUCUGCAUUGUGGAUUUGUCACAGGAAGUAAGCCUGGUCAUCAUACUGGAUUUGAUAUCGAUGAAGCUGAUCUUAAAGAGUUGGAGCAGCCUCAUGAAGUCAUUGUUGCAUCUGCUAUAUUUGGAAACUAUGACAUUAUACAACAGCCCAGGAAUGUUAGUGAAGCUGCCAGGAAAAAUGUCCCCUUUUAUAUGUUUAUUGAUGAAGAAACAGAAGCAUAUAUGAGGAAUUCUAGUGUCUUGGACAGCAGUAAGAGGGUUGGAUUAUGGAGGAUCAUUCUUGUACAUAACAUUCCAUACACUGAUGCAAGACGCAAUGGAAAGAUUCCAAAGCUUCUAUUGCACAGAAUCUUUCCCAAUGUCCGGUUUUCCAUAUGGAUUGAUGGAAAACUUCAGCUUCUUGUGGAUCCAUACCAAGUUCUUGAGAGGUUCUUAUGGCGUCAAAAUGCUAGUUUGGCAAUCUCAAGACAUUAUAGGCGCUUUGAUGUGUUUGAAGAAGCUGAAGCUAAUAAAGCUGCAGGGAAGUAUGAUAAUGUCUCCAUUGAUUACCAGAUUGAAUUUUACAAAAAUGAGGGUUUAACACCUUAUUCCGAGGCUAAGCUUCCUAUAACUAGCGAUGUUCCUGAAGGUUGCGUGAUUGUAAAGGAACAUAUCCCCAUUACAAAUCUUUUUACCUGUCUAUGGUUCAAUGAAGUUGAUCGCUUUACUUCCAGGGAUCAGUUAAGCUUUGCCAUAGUGAGGGACAAAAUAACGGCACAAGUUGAUUGGAACAUCAGCAUGUUUUUGGAUUGUGAAAGACGAAACUUUGUAUAUCAGGCAUACCAUAGAGAUUUACUGGAGCACAUGGCUCCCCCACCACCUGUGGUACAUCCACCACCUCGAGAUGUGGUGAUCCCAGGCAAUCGUCGAGGUGCGGUCAUCCCUGAAAAUGUGGCUGGAAGGACCCCUGCAAGGAAGAACCCCCCCAAACGUGGAAGAGGAGAGAGGAGAUCUGGUUCAAGGCGUCACCGCAAAGUUGGCCCUGGCUUUAGGGAUAACAAUUCAAUUUGAGUAUAUUAGGCAACACAAAAUAAUUUUUGGUCUUUAAUUUCAAAUUUAUUCUUGAUGGGUUAGGAGGAUUUGGGCAGAUGAGUGCAAGUUUGAUUGAAAAUAGAGAAAAGAUGGUCCAAAUUUUUGUUUGGAAAGUGUCAAUAUCUAUUCAUUUUUGUUGUAAAUACUAAAUACCUCAAUUCUGAAUAAGCUUCAUACGAGUUAGCUUCAUUUUCUUGUGAUCUGGAAUGCUGUCAUGUUCCCUAUUUCCAUAUUUAUGAACUCAAAGAUACAAUCUCUCUUUCCCUUUAUGACACAAUAGAAGAGUGACAUUCUCAUUUA